GUUUGUGUAAGGUGGUGUCGUGUAUGAUAAUCAUAUCUUGUGAGAGUGUUAUUGGUAAUGCAUCGUCCUGGGGGUCCCAGAGAUCACCGACGUCGUCUCUCCUGUGCCCUCUAACGCCGACCAUUCAGGAGGCAACCCGACCCCGUCCAGAUGCCGCUCAGCGAUGGUGGUCAGAAUGGCAGGAAUGGAUGAUCACGACAGGAAAAUCGUCAUAGAAUUUUGUCACUUGCUGGAGAAGUCCAAACAGCUAUUCAACGGGCUGAGAGACUUGCCGCAGUAUGGUCAUAAGCAGUGGCAAGCCUACUUUGGUCGGACAUUUGAUAUCUACACAAAACUUUGGAAAUUUCAACAACAGCACAGACAAAUACUUGAUACAAAAUAUGGUCUCAAGAGAUGGCAGAUAGGUGAAAUUGCUUCAAAAAUAGGCCAACUCUACUACCAUUACUAUUUAAGAACAAGUGAAACAAACUAUCUGAAUGAAGCUUAUUCAUUCUAUGCAGCAAUCCGGGGGCGGGCAUACUACUCAAGAGCUUCAAAAGAAGAUAGGUAUGACAAGAGAAAACAAAGGUCUGACUUGAUGGUCAAGAAGCUGCGAUAUUACGCUAGGUUUAUUGUCGUCUGUUUGUUGCUCAAGAAGAUGAAAUUAGUGAGAGAUCUUGUUAUGGAAUUAGACAAACAAAUUGUAGACUACACGAGUACUUACGAGCCGGAUGAUCAGCUGGAGUGGUCGCUAGUUCUGGAGGAAAUCAAGAGCUUCAUCAAGGCGGAUGGGAUCGUACAAGUCCUCCACGCGGACUCUAACACCAUUGUCUUGUCUCACAGGUUAAGUCCAUUAACAACUCCACCUGUAGAACGAACAACUAUGAUGAACUUGACUCUACAAGAAAUAUUAAUCAUUGGAAACUGCAAUGAUCAGGUCAAGUUCAGUGAGCUCACCAUGGACAUGUUUAGAAUGCUACAAACCCUGGAGAGAGAGCCUCAGGACGAGUUCAACCACAUCUAUGAUGCGUCGCCUGCCCCGGGAAGAGUGCCUUUUGAAAAAAGCUAUUCAGUGACUAGUACGAAAGGAGGGGUCGGCUAUCCUGUAGUGACGGGGUGUCAGGAGAACGGAGACCGUCCUCUCAAGAGGGAGAAUCCUCACAAGUACUUGCUCUACAAGCCUACCUUCAGUCAGGUCAUGGUGUUCUUGGCCUCAGGGUUCAAAGAGCUGCCUGCCAAUGGAGCACUGUUGCUGUACAUCUCUGCAGACGGCUGCUUCUCGUCCAACAAACAUGCGGAGGACAUGGGCUACGACCUGGGUGGAGUAAUCACUAGCAGUAAAAGGGAGAGUGACCAUGCGAACAAGAAAGGGAUGCAUCUCAAGGAAAUGCAUUGUCUGUAUCCAGGAGAUCUGUACCCGUUCACAAGAAAGCCAUUUUUCAUAAUCGUAGACUCGGACAAUAGCUUUGUAUUCCAAAACAUCCCCAGAUACUUUGGACAGCCGAUGGUUGUGCUCAUGUCGCCUCAAGAUGUUCCGCCAAACUAUCAAGACCAUCAGCACAACGGCAGCCUGUUCACAUUGUUCCUGCACAGUCCGCUGACAGCGUUCUGUUUCAUCUGCAAUAUCCUGACUGUGCCGAUCCACCACUGGGAGCGCUGCCAGUCCUUCAUAGACAGAUUCGUCACCGAAGCCAGCAGACUGUUUGGACGUAGUAGAAUAGACCCAGCAUAUCUUCAAUUCUUUGGAGACGAUUUCUUAAGAUUACUGCUAUUGAGAUUUGUCUUCUGUCACGUCGUCCUACAUCUUCAUAGAUCGUUCAAGGGAAGGCAGCUGAGACCGCGGUGUCAGCCACCAUUGCCAGACGCCGACCUGCUAGAACAUCCGGCCCUGCAACAUCUGGUGCUGGAUCUGGCGUCACACCUUGAGGUGCGGAGUCACUUUGAAGGCAACGAGAUGAUGGAUUGACUCACAGAUAUCACGCAGUUUGUCCAUACCUCCGAUGUUCUCAUUGUUACUUUAUCUAGUAUUUGGCUAAUGGAGAUUACGCUUUUUUGUACCUUUUCAGUUGAUGUAACAAAGCGAAAACAUGACAUUGAGAUGAUUCACCUAUGUAACCUUGCUGGCGUAAGAUUUUCUUGAUCAUAAUAAGUCUAGAUAGUAAAAUAAUGAGAGAAAGGAAUUGGCUUGAAAUGUCUAUUUUGUUUGUGGAUGAGGUUAAACAAUUACAAAACAAAAACAAAUUCAGAAACAUAAGCUGAUUAAUAAUGUUUCCAAAUUUUAUGUUUCUAUAAAUUUGUUUAGUAAGUGUGGUAUUGUAUGCCUUUUAAUAUAACUGAAAAUUUAUAGCUUAGAAAAUAAAUUUUUUCUGAUAACUAGACUCUAGACAAGAAUAAUAUUGAAAAAUAAUUUAUACUUACAAAAACUUUUUAAACAGUGUAUACAUCUAAUAAUGGCAAAAAAACUUAAUCCUGACUAAAUUUAAUCUUCUUCAAUCACGAUUACCAGAUAAUGUUUGUUACCUAUUACUAAUUUGAAACAAAAACAUGAAAGAGUUGAUAAAAACAUAGAAUUUUGAGUAUUUCGACAAAUGCUCCACAAUUUGGUUUAAACCCUACAAUAAACAUAAUCUGUAAAAUAUAUCUAGCAAUAUAGCUUUUAUAAAAAUUAUAUUUGUACUUUAUUCUUUGUUGAAUUUGGGUAAUCAUUUUUUUCUAAAUGGUGAUGGGUGAUGGAUGGCACUUGAAUAAGUAAAAUAUUUUGAAGAUCUCUUUGCUCAUUUGUCCUUAACAUGAAGUCGGUCUGUCAUGCCCGUAAACUGUUUAGUCUUAGUAACAAAAGACAAAAACAAAAACUUGUUAUGACUUAAAAUGCUAGAGAAUUAUAAGCAGUCUGUACAUUCCAGAUUUCCUUCCUUAAAAAUUGUUUAGCUACAGUUUCGAAACCAUAGAAAUCUUGUGCAAAAUGCUGUAUAAUCUGCUUUGUUUGAACAUAUCUUUAAAAUAUCACUCUCGACUCUUAAUAUUUUACUAAGCUGUAACUUAAAAGCCUCAAAUUAUGAUCUAUGAUUUUUAUUAGUAACACAACUUGAAACGUUUUACUUUUAUUAACUGUGCAAAAUGUAAAUGCAUUACUUUACAAAGCAAAACAUUUAUUUAAGUAAAAAAAGUACUUUAAUAGCUAUUUACCUUACAAGUGUAGUAAGAGCGUUUUUACAUCACGCAGGUGAAUGUUGUGCAACGAGCGGAAGCGAGUUGCAUAAUUUACCGAAGUGAUGUAAACACGCUCUUGCGUAACGUGUAACGUACAAGAUUUUACCUGACCCGACAAUAUACAGGAUGUUACGAACAAUAUUUUUCAUUAUCCAUUUCACUUAUCUUCUAACAGUAACGUUCAUUUACAAACAAAAGCUAGGUUAGGAAAUUUCUUAAAAACAUAUAGAUAUCCCAAGAACAAAACAACCUGCGCAGAAACGAAAAGAUCACGUGGUUCGCGCAGGUAGGUGUGGCGUAGCAUUCAAACCUGCGCGGCUCGAAACGGCCCAGGGUUCUUUUGUUUCUGGUAUUACUAUAACAAUAAAAUUCAAGCGCACAGCUGAUUUCUAGCGUUGAACGUCGUUGGCUCCAUAGAGGUAUAGGCCUAUAUUUUUAAGUUAUCCACUCAAUGUUAUUUAAAUGGGUUUCAUUACAUCACCGAGUGAGUUUUUCUCAACUUUACAUCACUCGAGAAGUAACGAAGUUAUAUACAUCACGCUUGGGAUAGGGAAGUUUAACAUGGCGGGUUAGGUAAAACAAUUUAGACAAUAUAUGUACCUAUGUUACUUAAAGAAUUGUAUACUUUAUAGUUUAAUUAUUGUGUCUAUUAUCAAACUACAAUAUUAUCAAAACCAGUAAAAUAAUGGAUUUUAUUUUGGGGAAAGGUGUGACAGUCUACCAAAUCAUACCCCAAUUGAUUCAAAUUCACCUUUAUAGUGUACAUUUUACUUACUUAACUUUUUCUUUAGAUUUUCAGGUAUAAAAAUUGUUGCUCCUAAAUUAUUAAAUUUAAACUUAACCACAGUAGAGGCUGAUUAUCCAACCCAACCUUAUGGAUCUGUUGAAGACAAUUUUAGGGUUUUUUCGGUUUUGUCAGAGAGUGCUUUGUUUUUAAUAUUUAUUUAUUCUCAUUCAAGCAAGUAUAAAAACAUUUUUUGACUACAUAGAUCAUUGUGUUUUUACAGACUAGAACUAAUAUGCAACCGACUGAAACACUUAUACAUAAAUAAUUAAAAUGUGUUAACACUAAAAACAAAUACUCCAUGCCAUAUGAAAAACUUAAAGUUGUGUAGCAUCCAAGAUAAGAAUCAAAAGGUUAACUCAGGGAAAAGUAAUCAAACAACUUUAUAUUUGUUGACCAUAACUAAUAAUAUAUUAAUAUUUGUUGACCCUUUAACUAUGGUUUGUGCCUUUAGGAGACUCUUUGUAGAAAAAUAUUUUUCAGGGAAGACCUCAUUGAAGUAUACAGUUGAUAGGAGUGUGGCUUAUGGUUUUCCUACAAGUUUCUGAUCCUUACUGUCUUUAUAUAUUGGUAUCAAUUAUUAUCCUUCAAUGUAGUCUUUAACUAUUAAGAUCUUGUCAAACGUUUUACAAGUAUUUUGACUCCUUUAUUCUAACAAACACAGACGUUCUUCUUCUCAUGGGGAUCAAUAGUCUGUGUAAAAACAGCUCUUUUGGGGUAUGAGGAUUGGCACAUGUCACAACAAACAUGUUAAGGCUAAGUUUGAGUUAAUUUAGUAGGGUUUGUAGUUUAUAACAAGGUUACUACUGAAAGCCUUACAAGAAAGAGAUCUGUAGUAAAUCCAAUACAGAAUAUUUUAUAACUAAGACAACUCUAGAACGUUAUGUCAUGUGAAUAAAGUCAUCAAGUGUUUACGCUCAUGUUAAUGUAAAAUACUUCACAUUUAGGUUUUUUUAGCGUUGAAACUUAUUCUAUAUAGCGAAACUGCUUUAAAUUCAUAUCCCUGUGCAUAAUUUUUCACAUAAUAGUAAAUAGUUCUAGUUAUAAAAGGGAGAAUAGGAAGUGUACAUACAUGGUCAGCAUCGUCUGUUGACAAAGAACAAGUCUAGAACGAGAUCAAACUUAAACUUCAGCUCGUCUGGAGAGAGGUAUAGAGGUGUUUUCGGCCUCAAUCGAGUCAAUAUUUAAAUAAAAAAUUGACUUCUUUAAAGCUUUAAUUUUUCGACACUACUAUAAUACUGUACAAAUAUUAUACUAACAGGUUGUAAAAUGAAUGCUAGGGUUCAAAUUAUCGAUACUAUAUUUAUACAAUAUACAUAAUAUAUAAAUAUAUACAUAUAUAAAUAUUUAUAAAUAAUAUAUCGAAGCUUUCUGUGUGGUGUUUCUCCUAAGCUGGCCAAGUCUUUGCUUGUUGAAAGGUCGGAAAACAUUUUGUCAAACCACUGCCAAUAUCUGUUUGGAGAGAAUUACUGCUACAUUCGUCGAGUCUCGGUAUAACUGUGGAAAAUUGUUUUGAUGCGCAUCAUACUAUUGAAGAUUAUUUGUAAAAAGGUCAUUAUAUAGGCUAAUUAAUAUUCUGUUAACUAAUUAUUCCCAGGAUGGAUUGUUACAUCUUUUGAUUUACAACAUAUCAAUUAUUUAUCAUAACUAAAAUAUUAAACAUCCAAAUUUAGUCAGUUUUUAGGGUACACUUUGUGCCAUCUUUUAACAAUGAAGAGUGUAGCAUUAGUUCUCCAUCAGCCGAGCUAUAAUUAAUUGCUAGAGAGUGAACUUGGGUUUAUCAUCUCACUUCAGUGUCCGUCUCUUGAAUAUGUUAAGCUACAGAAUUCUCAAUACUGAUACAGUACCUCUAAUAACCUCUAAUGUUGAUGUAUUGGAAACGAUACAUGUCUCUUUUCCUAUUGAUCUAUACGUUUUAUUGUGUUGAAAUGUAACCUAAACAAAACGGCUUCAUUUAUGUAAUCAUGCUAAUCCUAUAUCAGUUCCCUUGGAGACAUACACUGAUGCCCAAGUUCUCUUACAAGAUCUACUGUCUGAACAUUCUCAAUUUGUAUUAUAAAGUUUCACAAUGAUUUCGAGCAUGAAAUCUCCCAUGUAUAUAUCAUAAUGUAAAAUUAUAAUUGAUUUUGACUAAUACUUAAUUUCACUCAAAAUGUUAU
Macrosteles quadrilineatus (aster leafhopper) is the source of this 6132-nucleotide messenger RNA. Its product is annotated as protein SCAI-like. Lineage: Eukaryota; Metazoa; Arthropoda; Insecta; Hemiptera; Cicadellidae. Gene Ontology annotation, biological process: DNA-templated transcription. The transcript is spliced from 16 exons. The record is from RefSeq and is a predicted model, not a curated record. Gene Ontology annotation, molecular function: transcription corepressor activity. Gene Ontology annotation, cellular component: nucleus. The coding region runs from base 164 to 1945 and encodes 593 amino acids.